UAUGACGAGCCUGGUGACUAGCAGACAUCGGAUGUCGGGUUUCGGAUGCACUUUGCAGCAGUUGGACAAUCCCUCAGCAGUGACAGUCCUCGGGAUUUAGAUGACUGUGUGUUUCUUUUUAGCGAGCUACCUUUAGCCAAACAGUUAGAUAUUGGGGCCAGGCUUCAAAGAGCCAGCAUAUGAUUGUAUUUUCAGUGCCAACGCCUUUCCAUUGUUGACUUAUUUUCCGCUAGCUUCCACAUUCUAGCGUAUCCAGUAUCAUGAAUGGGGAUCAUAACAGCCCGGUGUAAUUCAGCUGUCUGGAGAUAACUUGUGGUUUGAGCUCUGAGUUCAUGCUAGCCGUGUUGAUUAGUUGUUAAAUGGUCGUGGCUAGUCGGGAGCUCUGAGUUACACGUUACAUUAGCCACAUAGCAUAGCAUAGCUCCGUGCAGCGGUAGACAAGAGAAAACGGGACUCUAUUAGCUAACGCUAGUGGGUUAGCUUUAAGUUGUAUGAGUCGUAACAUGAAACAAGUCGCGUCGGACACUUUAGGAUUCGUUCCCCAGAAGGACAUCGUUUAUAACAAGCUCCUGCCCUAUGCGGAUAAACUCGACUCUGAGUCCAAUGACAUUCUGGCUAAGAUCAAAGGGAACCUGUCCCGAGCCGUGCAGCUGAGGGAGCUAUGGCCGGGGGUUCUGUUUUGGACAAGGAGACUCUCCACGUACAUGCGUCUGUAUGGACGGAAGUUCAGCAAAGAGGACCAUGUUCUCUUCAUCAAGCUGCUCUACGAGCUGGUCACUAUCCCCAAGCUGGAGAUCAGCAUGAUGCAAGGCCUUGCGCGUCUCCUCAUCAACCUCCUCAAAAAAAGAGAGCUACUCUCAAGGGAGGACUUGGAGCUGCCCUGGAGGCCACUGUACGAACUGCAGGAGCGCAUCCUCUACUCAAAGACGGAACACCUGGGCCUGAACUGGUUCCCCAAUUCUCCACGGCCUCGCUCUUCCUCUAAACUCAUAAUGAUAAAAUUGUUUCAGAGGUGCUCUGUGGAAAAUGUUCUGAAAACGCUAGUCAAGAGCUGCAGACCAUAUUUCCCAGAGUCGGCCACCCAGGAGAUGUUGGAGGAGUGGAGGCCGCUGCUCUGCCCCUUCGACGUCACCAUGCAGAGAGCCAUCAGCUACUUUGACCUCUUCCUGCCGACCACCCUGCCCCCACACCUCCACCACAAGGGCUUCAAGUUGUGGUUCGAUGAGCUGACCGGCUUGUGGGCCUCUGUGCAAAAUCUCCCCAGCUGGGAGGUGCAUCUGGUCAAUCUCUUUGCCCGCCUGGCCAACGACAACAUCGGCUACAUCAACUGGGACCCUUACAUCCCAAAGAUUUUCACCCGAAUCCUGAGGAGUCUGAAUCUCCCUGUGGGGAGCAGUCAGAUGCUGGUCCAGCGAUACGCAGCCAACGCCUACGACAUCAGCCACGUAGUCCUCUGGGUUUCAUCCCUACUGGGAGGACCGAGCCAGCAAGCCCAGGCCCAGCUCAGUGGCCUUUUCAACAGCAUCACCUCCUUCUUCCACCCCUCCAAUCAUGGCCGCUGGCUGAUGAAGCUGAUGAAGCUCCUCCAGAGGCUUCCCGCCGCCGUGGUGCGGCGACUGCACCGCGAGCGCUACCGCAAGCCCACCUGGCUCACGCCGGUGCCGGAGAGCCACAAGCUCACGGAGCAGAACAUCACAGACUUUGUGCAGAGCAUGAUGCAGCCGGUGCUGCUGGCCAUGUUCAGCAAGACGGGCAGCCUCGACGCGGCCCAGGCCCUGCAGAACCUGGCCCUCAUGAGGCCCGAGCUGGUCAUCCCCCCGGUGCUGGAGAAGACCUACCCCGCCAUGGAGACCCUGACGGAGCCCCACCAGCUGACUGCCACCCUCAGCUGCAUGAUCGGCGUGGCCCGGAGCCUGGUGUCUGGGGGCCAGCGUUUCCCCGAGGGGCCCACUCACAUGCUGCCCCUGCUGGUCCGAGCCCUGCCUGGGGUCGACCCCAACGACUUCAGCAAGUGCAUGAUAACCUUCCAGUUCAUCGCUACGUUUGUGACGCUGGUGCCUUUGGUCGACUGCUCCUCUGCCCUGCAUGAGCGGACAGACCUGACGGAGGUGGAGCGAAAGCUGUGCUCAGCUUCAGCGGAAUUUGAAGACUUUGUCCUUCAGUUCAUGGAUAGGUGUUUUGCGCUGAUAGACAGCAGCACUCUGGAGCAGACUCGCGAGGAGACGGAGACGGAGAAGAUGACUCACCUGGAGAGCCUGGUGGAGCUGGGCCUCUCCUCCACCUUCAGCACCAUCCUCACACAGUGCUCCUUGGAGAUCUUCAAGGUGGCGCUGAAAAAGGUGUUCAACUUUGCCACCACCAACAUCUUUGAGACCCGUGUGGCUGGGAGGAUGGUGGCGGACAUGUGCAGGGCGGCCUCCAAGUGUAACCCCGUGGAGGCCUUGAAGCGCUUCGUGCCACACUGCUGCAACGCCAUAAACCAGAUAGCUGUCAAUGAGGAGGUGUUGAACGAGGAGGAGCUGGACAAGGAGCUGCUGUGGAAUCUCCAGCUGCUCUCCGAGGUGACCCGUGUGGACGGGGACAAGGUCCUGCCCUACCGGACACAGCUGGUGCAGAUCCUGCAGCUCACUCUUCGCCUCAAGUGCAAGCAGGGCUACACCCUGGCCUGCAACAUGCUCCACCACAUCCUGCGCUCCACCGCACUCAUCUACCCCACCGAGUACUGCAGCAUGCCCGGUGGCUUCCACCAGCACUCCAGGGACCGGCUGCCCAUCAAGGACUGGGGCCGGCCCGGGGACCUGUGGAACCUUGACAUCCAGUGGCACGUGCCCUGCGUGGAGGAGACCUCGUUCGCCUUCUACAUCCUGGACCUCAUCCUCCAGCCGGAACUGCAGCGCCUCCAGAGGUUCUCGCAGGGAGAGCUGGAGAUGAGCCGGGAGGAUGUCCUACAGAGUUUGGCCAUCGUUCAGCACUGCCUCUUGGGAGCUGGGAGCCUGAUGCCUCCCCUGAAAGGAGAGCCAGUCUCUGAACUGGUUCAGAGUAUGGUGAAUCUGGAGGAGACUCACCUCUACAUCGGAAGGGAGUACGAUGUGUCCAGGGAGAACUACAGGGACGCCAUCUGUGGUGUGAUGAGACAGCUGCUUCACUACAUCCUGGAGCACUCUGAGGACGACACCAAGUCCCUGUUCUCCAUAAUCAAGAUCAUCAGUGACCUGUUGCACUUCAAAGGCUCCCACAAGCACGAGUUUGACUCCCGCUGGAAGAGGUUCAACCUCGUGAAGAAAUCGAUGGAGAACAGACUUCACGGCAGAAAGCAACACAUCAGGGCCUUGCUCAUAGACCGAGUCAUGCUCCAACACGAGCUACGUAAGCUGACGAUGGAAGGCUGCCAGUACAGGAGCGUUCACCAGGACCUCAUGAAGGAUCUGCUGAGACUUUCCACCAGCACGUACAGCCAGGUGCGGAGUCGGGCCCAGGGGGUUUUCUUCACCGCUCUGGGAACCUACAACUUCUGCUGCCGAGACCUCAUCCCCCACGUGCUGGAGUUCCUCAAACCCAACCGCAGAGACGUCACGCAGCAGCAAUUCAAAGGCGCCUUGUACUGUCUCCUGGGGAACCACAGCGGCGUGUGCCUCGCCAACCUGCACGACUGGGACUGCAUCACCCUGACGUGGCCGGCCAUCGUGCACUCGGGGCUCAGCUCCGCCAUGUCCCUGGAGAAGCCCUCCAUCGUGCGCCUGUUUGACGACCUGGCAGACAAGAUCCACCGGCAGUACGAGACCAUCGGCAUCGACUUCUCGGUUCCCGAGGCGUGCAUCGCGGUGGCUAGUAGACUGAUGGUGGCCGGGAAGCCUGUCCCUCCCCAGCCGGUUCCCACGGAGGAGGAGUUGGCAGUGGGACGGAAGAAGCAGCAGAACAAGAACACUGAUUCAGAGGGGAAAUAUGAAAGGCUAGUCGCUGAUCUGCUGGACGGCAUCAGCAACAGAGACAUGCCGUGGAAGUUUGAGCACAUCGCCAUCGGCUUCCUCUCACUGCUCCUGAGGGACGAUCUGCCGCUGCCCGCUCCCGCCGUGCUCUUCUUCGUCAAGAGCCUCAACCACGACUCACUGCUGGUCCGCAAGGUGGCGAUAUCGGCCGUGGCAGGAAUCAUGAAGCAACUGAAGAGACCCCAUAAAAAAGUGCCGGUCAACCCCCUGGAGCUCUGCGGGGGGAAGCUGCCGAGCGGUCUGGCCGCUGGGGACCGACCGGACAACCAGUGGCUCCAGUACCACAGCGACAGCCUGCCACAGACCCAGCAGGACUGGGAGAGCUGUGUGUUCGUCGAGAAGACGCACUGGGGCUACUACAGCUGGCCCAGAAAGCUAAUGUCGUACGCCCCACCUGAGGAACAGCCAAAGCAGAACCUGACCAGAGAGGAGAUGAACGAGCGGGAGCAGAUCAUCUUCGACCACUUCUCAGACCCGGUGUUCAUAGCCCAGCUGAUAGAGUUCCUCUCUCUGGAGGACCGCAAGGGCAAGGACAAGUUCAGCCCCCGCAGGUUCUGUCUCUUUAAGGGCCUGUUCAGGAACUUCAGCGACGCCUUCGUGCCGGUGCUGCGGCCCCACAUGCAGAGGCUGGUGGCCGACUCCCACGAGAGCAAGCAGCGCUGCGUGGCCGAGAUCAUCUCCGGCCUCAUCCGGGGCUGCAAGCACUGGAGCUACGUCAAGGUGGAGGGCCUCUGGGAGGUGCUGUGUCCGCUGCUCCGCACGGCUCUGACCAACAUCACCAUCGAGACGUACGCAGACUGGGGAACCUGCAUCGCCACCGCAUGUGAGAGCAGAGAUCCACGCAAGCUGCACUGGCUGUUUGAGAUGCUGAUGGAGUCCCCCGUGAACGGAGAGGGGGGGUCCUUUGUGGACGCCUGCCGUCUGUACGUGCUGCAGGGAGGCCUGGCCCAGCAGGAGUGGCGGGUCCCAGAGCUGCUGCACCGGCUGCUGCAGUACCUGGAGCCCAAGCUCACCCAGGUGUACAAGAACGUCCGCGAGCGCAUCGGCAGCGUGCUGACGUACAUCUUCAUGAUCGACGUCAACCUGCCCUACACGCAGCCCACCAGCUCGCCGCGCAUCGCCGACUUCACCCGGCGGGUGGUGGCGCGCCUCAAGCCUCUGAUGGAGGGCGACGAGGAGAUCCAGAACCACGUCAUGGAGGAGAACGAGGUGGGCGAGCCGGACGAGCGCACGCAGGCCAUCAAGCUGCUCAAGACAGUGCUCAAGUGGCUGAUUGCCAGCGCGGGUCGCUCCUUCUCCACCGCUGUCCCAGAGCAGCUGCAGCUUCUCCCCUUGCUCUUCAAGAUCGCCCCCGUGGAGAACGACGACAGCUACGACGAGCUAAAGAGAGACGCCAAGACCUGCCUGUCGCUGAUGUCCCAGGGCCUCCUCUACGCCGAGCAGAUCCCCCUGGUGCUCCGGGUUCUGCAGGGGAUCGCCGGCAGCAGCUCCUGGCACGCCCGCUACACGGUGCUCACGUACCUGCAGAUCAUGGUUUUCUACAACCUGUUCACCUUCAUGAGCGACCAGGGCUCGGUGGACCAGGUCCGGGCGCUGGUGGUCAGCCUGCUGGAGGACGAGCAGCUGGAGGUACGGGAAAUGGCCGCCACCACGCUCAGCGGCUUCCUGCAGUGCAACUUCCUGUCCAUGGACGCCCCCAUGCAGGCCCACUUUGAGGCUCUCUGCCUGACCAGCCUGCCCAAGAAGAAGACGAGGGCCCUAGGCUCGGCCGUGGACACCGUCCCCUCCGCUGAUCUGAUGCGCCGCCACGCGGGCGUCCUGGGCCUGAGCGCCUGCAUCCUGUCCAGCCCCUACGACGUGCCCACCUGGAUGCCCCAGCUGCUGAUGGACCUGAGCGCCCACCUCAACGACACACAGCCCAUCGAGAUGACGGUGAAGAAGACUCUGUCCAACUUCCGCCGAACGCACCACGACAACUGGCAGGAGCACAAGCAGCAGUUCACCGACGACCAGCUGGUGGUCCUGACCGACCUGCUGGUGUCCCCCUGCUACUACGCCUAGACACGAAAUGAUGUCGGCUCAUGAAGGAGGAGGAACCGCCUAUAGAGCCUCCCUUUUUCUUAUUUUUUAAAUGGAUUUCUUGAGUUUUCAUUGGUCCAAGAUGACCUCGGACCCGAGGAGGAGAAGAGUGACAGUCUGACGGAACUGCAGAAGGCUCUACCUUGGAGAAUCAUGAUUGGCUUACGAAAGUGUGUAUUUAUGUAUCUAGCUCUUAUUUACAUUUCUACUAUACUUAAUAUUUAAGGUUGAAUCAUCGCAGGGAAGUCUGCUCUGCAGGGCGAGAGGUUACUGUACAGGCUUUUGUUUAUUGUGUUUUUUUAAUUGAGGGGGAGGGGUUGUGAUUAGCUUGGGAAUGGGUGUGUGUGUGUGUGUAUGUAUGUGUGUGCCUGCGUGUGCAUCUGCUUGCCUGUUUGUGUGUUUGUCUGUUUGUUUGAUGUUUUGUGUGUGUCCCACUAUAUGAUUUAGAAAGCGUACCACCACUGAGCCAACACAUUGUCCCCCACAGGACUAAUUGUACCAUCUUCCAGUCGGGAAGUCGUUACAAGUGACCAUAGCACGCAGUCUUUUUCUGUCUUAGACUGCAACACGGACACACGUACACAAUGUUUGUGUGGCGGUUUGAUUGACAUUUGAUUAUAUGCAUCACGUAAAUGUAUACAACGCAUGUUCAGCAAGCAUACGCAUAAGCGUAUUUAUUUAUUUAUUGUUUCAGAAGGGUUACGUUGAAAUGAUGGAUGGACCUUUGUUUUUUGCGAUGAAGCUUUUCUGUUUUUUUUUUUUCAACACAACCCACACCGAACAACCGCAACACCGGAUUCAAAUGACAGCCCUCCAUUUCCAUAUAAUCUGUUAUUUUUCUAUAACCUAGCAAGAUAAACGUUAUUUUGGUACGCUUUUAUUUUCUUCAUGACAAAUGAAGUCACUCAAAUUGACGCUUUUUAGUACCUCACUAAUGUUUAGUGUAGUGCCAAAACUGCAGUGUUCAUUUUAUUUUUUAUUUUUUAGAUGUCUGUUUGCAUAUUUAAUAAAAAAAUGCAAUAAAAUGAUUUACUAAAUCCUG
Molecule: messenger RNA, 7107 nt
Organism: Gadus morhua (Atlantic cod)
Lineage: Eukaryota; Metazoa; Chordata; Actinopteri; Gadiformes; Gadidae
Gene: psme4a
Product: proteasome activator subunit 4a
Exons: 48
Coding region: 492-6047 (1851 amino acids)
Biological process (GO): proteasomal ubiquitin-independent protein catabolic process
Cellular component (GO): nucleus; spermatoproteasome complex; cytosol
Molecular function (GO): proteasome binding; peptidase activator activity
Source: RefSeq, a predicted model, not a curated record